This is a messenger RNA of Trypanosoma cruzi, 369 nucleotides long. RefSeq lists its product as uncharacterized. The coding region runs from base 1 to 369 and encodes 122 amino acids. The record is from RefSeq and is a predicted model, not a curated record. NCBI's taxonomy places the organism in Eukaryota, Euglenozoa, Kinetoplastea, Trypanosomatida, Trypanosomatidae. The transcript has a single exon.
AUGUGGCGGGGCGUAACGCUGCGCAUCUCGCGGCGUGGCGCACUUCUCGUCUCCAAGAAGAACUUACGUCUGAAGUGCGGGGCCUGUCGUCGUCUGUUGCCCGCGGCGCACUUCAACAAUACAACCGCGCCGUCUCAGUCCCUCGUCUGUGUGGACUGCAAGCGUCUGUGCAUCCUCUGCGGCCUACACCUGACGGUUGACCGAUUCACGGAUGCCAGCGCUGAAUUGUGUGAUAACUGCCUGGCGAAACGACAUGUGGCACGGGAGAAUGUCUACUUUCGUUAUCCAGUACUUAAAUAUCGUGCCUGUCCGUUUAGUGUUGACCAGAUGCGGGAGGAAAUUCGCCGCGAGGAGGGCCCACGAAGAUGA